Messenger RNA from Dentiscutata erythropus, 1887 nucleotides. Lineage: Eukaryota; Fungi; Glomeromycota; Glomeromycetes; Diversisporales; Gigasporaceae. The record is from the annotation of a GenBank genome assembly.
AUGAACUGCCAAGACAGUCCAGAUUUAACUAUUGAUGAUUUUUUUAAGCUCUCAUUUGGGCUAACUCCAAUCGAAUUAGACCCAACAGAGUUUGUCACAAACGAACUCACCAAAGAACUGUUCUCUUCGCUUAUAGAACCAUCUUUAAAAGAACCCAAUCCUACUGGAAUUUUUCGCAAUAUAUUUCUUUAUCUUGUGGAUAUUAUUGUUAGCAGGACCAUUCCAAUCACUCGACUAGUUAAUUAUAUCCAGGCAAUUAAUGAAAAUAAUGAAUUUGUUGAUAUAUAUCAAAUACUCCAACGUUUUGAAGAAUGCACAGGCAGAGAUUUCUUUAUAGCGUUUCUUGAUAAGAUUCCAGAAAAUUCUUUUUCAAAAAUUCUUCAUACGAUUGUUGCCGCUAAUAUUCCUAUUCCAAUUUAUCUUUCGAAUAAUAAACAUUCUCAAAAAGGCCUCAAAGUUCUCAAUGGAUUGCGGGAUAUUAUUUCUGCUCAUAACCAUCACCUUUUUAUCUCUGUAAACCAACCAAAUAAUGAUUUAGGAAUACCUUUCUCGAAGCAACUUUAUAAAAAUUACUCAAAUAAUCGUGAAGAAGUUUCGGGAAUUUGUAAUCCAAAUUCUAUUGAUAUUUCUUUCCAUUCAAAAUCAGAAAAUCAUUCCCGUCCACCUCUAGCUAUCUCAGAAAUUUACUAUGAUCAACCAAGCUCUUCUUCUCUUCGUGACACAGUUAAGAUAUUAUCAAAGUUUGCAUUUUAUAUCGUAAUCCAUGUCUCUAACGAUGACUUUGAUGGAAAUGAAAUCAAUGAUCAAUUUAUUUCUACUAUCAAUGACAUCUCCGUUGAAUGUUAUGAUGGUACUAAACGAAAAAUAUUGACUUUAUUUUGGGGAAUCAAGCCUCAAUUUUUUAACAAUAAUAAAGAAAGGAUUGAAAAGUUAUUAUGUGAAAAAUUUGCUAAUGAUAAUAUCUCGGUUGAGCUAGUCGUCAAUAAUAAAAAGGGUGUAUUAUUCGAAAAAAUCAAAAAGGAUUCAUUCAACAAACUUAAAGAAACCGAAAAUUUAUGGUUAGAUUGGGCCCAUAUGAAUUUUCCUAACUAUGAUAAUACUGAAGAUUUUUUAUUAGAAAACGACUUUGCAUCAUUAAUGGCAAAAUUUGAACAAUUUACUCGUGCUGAUAUUUUCUAUGCUUCCUAUUGUGUAAAUGAGAUUGAGGCAUUACAGGAUAAAACUCGUCUCAAAACUCGUCUCAAACCAUCUGAAAAUUCACAGAACUAUCAAACUGAAGGUGAAAUUAAUCGAUUAAUUCAAAACUUUCAGAAUGAACAAAAAAAUAUCGGGGAAACUGAACCAAUUUCAGUUCUUAUGUGUUUUUCGAAUGUCAUUAAGAAGAACAACAUUAAAUAUAUGCGUGAAUUUGCAUGUCAGGCUGAUAUCUACUUCAAGAAUUAUUCUUUAUCCCAAAAUGACGAUGAAAUAAAAAAUAACGCAAUUGGGAGUGAUCAGACAAAUAUUCAGCGAAAAAAAAUGAAGCAAAAAAUUGAAGAUUUAGAUAUAACAAUUCAUGAUUUUUGGAGGGAAUUUGUUAUUUUAUCCAAGAUAAUGAGAAGCGAUGGUUCAUCAGUCUUAAAAAAAUUAUAUGAUAUUGAUGAUAAGCAACUCGAGAAAGCAUAUAGUAUUUGGAUACGUGAAGGAGAAGCAAUUCAGAUAUUAGAAGGCGUGACACUUAGAACAUUAAAUUCCGGUUUUCUUUCAUCUGUUUUAAGUCAAAUAAUGUCGAAUUCUAAACGCCAAUUAAUUGUUCUUUCAGUCAUUGGGCUCGAAAGUUCCGGAAAAUCUACAUUGUUAAAUUACUUGUUCCAAUGCGGUUUUUCAACCUCUGCUGGACGAUGGUAA